AUGGGGAAAACAUUGAGUGAGUUGCAUAGCAUGCUAAAAACAAUAGAGGAAAGCAUUAAACAAAAUAUCAAUCAUGUGAUGAUUGUACAGAAGGAGAAUAAAAAGAGGAAGCAUUGGACGCCUCCUAAAGGCAAAGCUAAGGGAAAGGUUCCCAAUGAGCCCUCAAGCUCUAAGCAAAAGCCAAAGGUCAAAUCUGGACCUACUGCUGAUGAUGAAUGCUUCCAUUGCAAUGCCAAGGGACACUGGUCAAGGAACUGCAAGAAAUACUUGGAAGACAAGAAAAAGAAGGGAGGGCCUGACAAGGAUUAG
Messenger RNA from Panicum virgatum (switchgrass), 309 nucleotides. RefSeq lists its product as uncharacterized. Gene Ontology annotation, molecular function: nucleic acid binding; zinc ion binding. NCBI's taxonomy places the organism in Eukaryota, Viridiplantae, Streptophyta, Magnoliopsida, Poales, Poaceae. The transcript is spliced from 2 exons. Bases 1 to 309 code for a protein of 102 amino acids. The record is from RefSeq and is a predicted model, not a curated record.